AAGAAGAAGAAGCAGCAAAUCGGUGUUAUGUGCUGUAUCUUCAGUUCUGUUGCAAGAAAUUAUUAGUAAGGGGGGCGGGUGUUUUUAGUAUAAAAAUCAAUUGCCAAAAUUUUGUAUCAUCACACAGUGCAGUGGUUUUAUAUUGGUAACAAGAUGAAUCAAUUUGUACUCGUAGCAGCUCUUUUUGGCUUCGUCGCCUGCGGCAGGUUAGAUAGCACCCAAUAUCUUCCACCUAACCAAAAGUACAACCAAGGAGGACAAAAUGCAGGAGGACAAUAUCAAGGGUCUGCUGCUGCUGGACCUGCUGGUGGCUACUCAGGAGCAAACCAGUACCAGUCUGCCGGUGGCAAGAGUUUUGAAAGAGGACCCAAUGCUGACAUUCCAAUUUUGAGGUUGGACCAACAGAACGAGGGUGAUGGUAACUUCCAGUAUGCUUUUGAAACCGGUAAUGGUAUUCAGGCAACACAGCAAGGAAAUGCUCAAGAAGGAGCUGGCACUCAAUCGCAGGGAUCUUACUCCUACACCUCUCCCGAAGGUGAACAGAUCCAGAUCAACUACAGUGCCGGUGAAGGAGGUUUCCAAGCUCAAGGAUCUCACAUUCCCACCGCUCCACCAGUACCUGCGGAAAUCGCUAAAGCCAUCGAACAAAACUUGGCUGAUGAAGCCAGGGGAAUCGUAGAUGAUGGACAGUACAAACCUGAGUACCAAAACGAAGGAAACUACCAAGGUGGAAUCCAACAGAAGAAUCAAUACCAAGGAGGUGCUGCUCAAAGUAACCAAUACAUUCCACCCAAUGCCGCUGGUAAUGCCGGAUACAAAUACUAGAUUGUUUAAAAUAAUAGACUCUGUAUAUAUAUUUUAGAUCUAAGUGAUAAUAAAAUGUGAUAUUAAAAAAAGGUCUUGUUUUUCAA
Molecule: messenger RNA, 911 nt
Organism: Anthonomus grandis grandis
Lineage: Eukaryota; Metazoa; Arthropoda; Insecta; Coleoptera; Curculionidae
Product: pupal cuticle protein 20-like
Exons: 5
Coding region: 154-825 (223 amino acids)
Cellular component (GO): chitin-based extracellular matrix
Molecular function (GO): structural constituent of chitin-based larval cuticle
Source: RefSeq, a predicted model, not a curated record